Molecule: messenger RNA, 4115 nt
Organism: Eptesicus fuscus (big brown bat)
Lineage: Eukaryota; Metazoa; Chordata; Mammalia; Chiroptera; Vespertilionidae
Gene: CDR2L
Product: cerebellar degeneration related protein 2 like
Exons: 5
Coding region: 448-1848 (466 amino acids)
Source: RefSeq, a predicted model, not a curated record
GCGGUUGGGGAAACGCCGGGCAAACCCGGCCGAGAUGCGGCCGCUGCUCCGGGUGUCGCUGGGCGGGCCGGGGGCAUCGCGGGCCGGAGGUGGGCCGGGGCCGUCCGCCGUGGCACCCGCGCACUCUUAGCUCCCCGGACCUGCCUGCGGGCCCGGGCCCUCCUUGUCGCCUAAUCGCCCGCCGUCCCCUCCCCUCUACCCUUUGUGCCGCCGCCGCUCGGAGUUCCCGGCCCCGCAGGACCCCGGCCGGGCCAGAUCGCCGCGGCGCAUCAGCCCGCUGUGGGCGCCAGGUCAGCGGCCGAUGGCGAAGGGGCGCAGCGCGGGCGGGGGCGCUGCAGCCCGAGUCCGCGACGCGGGAGCCCGGGCCCGCCUCCGCCGCAUUGUCCCGGGCCCCGCACCGCGGCCCUGAGCCGCGCCGCCGCAGCGCCCGCCCGCCCCCGCAGGGCCAUGCGGAGGGCCGCCGGCAUGGAGGACUUCUCCGCAGAGGAAGAGGAGCACUGGUACGACCAGCAGGACCUGGAGCAGGACUUGCACUUGGCCGCUGAGCUGGGGAAGACACUGCUGGAGAGGAACAAGGAGCUGGAGGCGUCGCUGCAGCACAUGUACGCCACCAACGAGGAGCAGGUGCAGGAGAUCGAGUACCUGACCAAACAGCUGGACACGCUGCGGCACGUGAAUGAGCAGCACGCCAAAGUGUACGAGCAGCUGGACCUGACCGCCCGCGACCUGGAGCUGACCAACCAGAAGCUGGUGCUGGAGAGCAAGGCCGCGCAGCAGAAGAUCCACGGGCUGACGGAGACCAUUGAGCGCCUGCAGGCCCAGGUGGAGGAGCUGCAGGCCCAGGUGGAGCAGCUCCGGGGCCUGGAGCAGCUGAGAGUGCGCCGGGAGAAGCGGGAGCGCAGGCGCACCAUCCACACCUUCCCCUGCCUCAAGGAGCUGUGCACCAGCAGCCCCCGGUGCAACGAUGCCUUCCGCCUGCACAGCUCCUCCCUGGAGCUGGGCCCCCGGCCCCUGGAGCAAGAGAAUGAGAAUCUGCAGACGCUGGUGGGAGUGCUGCGCUCCCAGGUGAGCCAGGAGCGGCAGCGCAAGGAGCGGGCGGAGCGCGAGUUCGCCUCGGUGCUGCAGGAGUACUCGGAGCUGGAGCAGCAGCUGAGCGAGAUGGAGGGCUGUCGCCUCCGCGUGCAGGAGCUGGAGGCCGAGCUGCUGGAGCUGCAGCAGAUGAAGCAGGCCAAGACCUACCUGCUGGGCCGGGAGGACCACCUGGCCGAGGCCCUGCUGGCCCCCCUCACCCAGGCCCCUGAGGCCGAUGACCCCCAGCCAGGCAGCGGGGACGAGUUCGGGGCCCAGGACGGCGUCUCCUCCCCGGCCACCUCCCCCAGCCACGCGGUGCGCAAGAGCUGCAGCGACACGGCGCUCAACGCCAUCGUGGCCAAAGACCCCGCCAGCCGGCACGCGGGCAACCUCACGCUGCACGCCAACAGCGUGCGCAAGCGGGGCAUGUCCAUCCUGCGCGAGGUGGACGAGCAGUACCACGCGCUGCUCGAGAAGUACGAGGAGCUGCUGAACAAGUGCCGGCAGCACCGCGCGGGCGUGCGGCACACGGGCGUGCAGACCUCGCGGCCCAUCUCCCGGGACAGCUCGUGGAGGGACCUGGGGGGCAGCGAGGAGGGCCAGGGCGAGGCCAAGGCGGGCGAGAAGAGCCUGAGCCAGCACGUGGAGGCCGUGGACAAGCGGCUGGAGCAGAGCCAGCCCGAGUACAAGGCGCUCUUCAAGGAGAUCUUCUUCAGGAUCCAGAAGACCAAGGCCGACAUCAACGCCACCAAGGUCAAGACCCACAGCAGCAAGUGACCCUGUGCCGGCCUGCAGCCUCCCCCAGGCCGGGCCCGGGUCCCUCGAGCCUGGGCCCGCUGCCGCUGGUGAGUGAGGGAGCCUUUUGGCAGCAGUACAUCCCAGUGAGGCCGCUCCAGAGAGCUGGCGGGGGCACAGCUGCUCCCUGCAGGUGUGGGGGCGAUCCACAGGUCAACACGCCUGGCCUCCCAGAACCCCCCACCGUCCUGUGUCAGCCCAAGGCACAGCUAAGAGUUUCAAAGCCAAACGUCCCCCCUUCCCUGGGGAUUCCCAGCCCCCCAGCUUUCUGACCCUAGAUUUGUGGCCAGGCUUCUAAAAGCCAUCUGGACCAGUUGUUUUUUUGUUUUGUUUUGUGUUGCCCCGAAGUUUGGGUUUUUUUUUUGAGAGAUUUGCAAUGUAAGGUCCCCCUGACCCCUUGCCACAACUGGAAACACUUGAAGGGGGACCCCAGAGCCAGCUGUGGCCGGUUCCCGGGGUCUCCUUGACCACCCACUGCUUCUCCCCAGCUGUGACACUGUCAUUCCCUUAGCACCAGCUGUCCCACCCCCAGGGCCCUACCCAGGUCAGAGAUGGCCCUGCCAUGCAGAGCAGAGAGCCUCAGCCUGGCCCCGAGUGCCCCCUGCCCCUCCCCCCACACCCCCACCCCCGCCCCCGCCCUAGUGAGGUGGCCUUCUCCCCGGAGACCCUCAGCCCACUGCAGAUCUGUAGCCAAUCGGGAGGGGAGCAGAACCCCUCGCAGCCAUACACGAGCGGUGCACCGUUUCCCUCAGAGCCAGCCUCCUCGGGCUCCAGCCCUGGAAAUGCCUUCUGGGCAUUAAGCCUUCCAGGGGUCUGGGCGGUGGGGAGCCCCCCAUCUCUGCACCCCACCUGCAACUCAAGUUUGGCCUCUGCCUACCCCCACCUCAGGGACCAUAACGUGUCUCAUUCACUCCCAUGCUCCCCCCAGCUGACCCCACAGCAGGUCACACCUGCUGCCCCCAGAACGUCCUGGGCAUGCGCAACAAGCCAGCGGCCCCAGCGUCCACCCCUGCCCCCCUUCACUGGGCGGCCCGAGACUCGCCCCACACUGAGCGGUUCUGAAACGCGACCCGGAUGGAGAACAUGUCUCCUUCCCAUAAAAAGCCUGCUCUUACCCUCCUGCCAGGGUCGGGGGCCUUGAGGACCCGGGGGUCAGGGGCUUACUCUUUGGUUAAGGCUUUAGAAAGGCCAGCUGCACGAAGGGAUGCCAAGGUCCCAGCCUGCCCUGAGCCACUCUCAGGGUUCCCGUCUCUGCCGCCCAUCCCGAGACCCCACAAAUCCGAGGAGCCAGACGACCCGGUGAAGGCGGUGGCCCGGCCUCCGCUGGGAGCCCAGCGGGAACCUCCAUGCCUUACUUGUUUCUAAGGGGUACAGGGGUCUUCACACGCCGGCCUCCCCCGAGGCGCCACCGGCUCUCUGGGCGGCAGGCACUGUGCUGAGCUGUCGGUUGGCCGGUCCUCCGUCCACACACCUUGGAGCCCUUUGUCCUGUGGGGCUGGGCAGCUCCCAGCCCUCCCGCGUCGGUCAUCUAGGGGGAGGGGGUGGGUGCGUCGGGGUGGGGGAAGGGCUCCUGCCUGUUUGUUCCCUGUUCUGUAGCAGCCCACCAGCAUCACCUUUGAAGUAUACAUGAGAGAAAUAUAUUUGCAAAUGCUUUAUUCUCUUCUUUAAUAAAAAAUGCACCAGUAUUCUAAAAGCAGAAAUGGCCCGACCCAUGUGCUUCUGUGCGUCUCACACCCCCGCCUCCAGCACUUAGCUUUGGGGAGAGAGGACUUCCUGAGCCCCGUCCCCCAAUGCAUGGCAGUUAGGGAGCUCUGAGUGGGAGGUCUCGGAAGCUGCCGUGUUUACGAGUGCCAGCUAUGAGGGGCACCCCAUGCUGGGGGCACCUUCCUUGUUGGACAGAUUUUGCAGCUCCCAACCCACACCUGCCAACAGCUUCGACUUCAGAAACCAAAGAAGAGGCCCUGAAUCGGGGGGCUCAGUUCCUCGCUGCCUUCUCCACACUUCAGUUCCACAUGGAAAAUUCUGGGGGCUCUGUGGGUCCCAAUCCCAUGAGGAAACGCUUCCAUAACCUUCCCCCGGAGGUCAGCUCAGGGAGCUCCCCGCUGCACCCCUUCCCCUCCUGAAGGAGCCAGGGGCAACCUCCCUGGGGCCCUGGAGGUGAGGACGGUGUGGUGUGGGGAGUCCACAGCUAGACCCCAAAGUGGUGGCGACUGCUUUUGAACCCACCUGCCCAGCAUGCGGUCCCAGUG